AUGGAAAGGGUUUUGUCUCUAGUAAUCAUGAUGAUGAUAGUGUUGCUUCUUCUAUCUUUGUCUGGAGUUGGAAAAUGCAACAAUGCUUACAGCAGAAGUGAUUUCCCAGAGAGCUUCGCUUUCGGAGCAGCGAUAUCUGCUUAUCAGUGGGAAGGAGCUGUUGAUGAAGACGGGAGGAAGCCUAGCGUUUGGGAUACUUUUGUUCACUCUCGUAAAAUAGAUAACGGAGACAUAGCUUGUGAUGGAUAUCACAAGUACAAGGAAGAUGUGAAGCUUAUAGCCGAAACUGGCUUACAUGCAUUCAGAUUCUCCAUCUCUUGGUCUAGGCUACUCAAUGGAAGAGGUUCCAUUAACCCUAAAGGUCUACAGUUCUACAAGAACUUCAUCCAAGAACUUGUCAAACAUGGAAUUGAGCCACAUGUUACACUACAUCACUUCGAUCAUCCUCAGUAUCUCGAGGAUGACUAUGGAGGAUGGAUCAACCGCGAAAUCAUCAAAGACUUUACUGCUUAUGCAGAUGUUUGCUUUAAAGAGUUUGGGAGCUACGUCAAGUUCUGGACCACGAUAAACGAGGGUAAUAUAUUUACUAUUGGAGGUUACAACGAUGGGAAUUCACCGCCCGGUCGUUGUUCUUUACCGGGAAAAAACUGCUUGCUAGGGAACUCUUCCACUGAAACAUAUAUCGUUGGCCAUAACUUGUUGCUUGCGCAUGCCUCGGCUUCAAGACUAUAUAAGCAAAAGUACAAGGAUAUACAAGGAGGUUCUAUAGGCUUUAGCUUAUUUGCAAUACAUUUUACGCCUUCUACGAGCUCCAAAGAUGAUGAAAUCGCGACUCAAAGAGCCAAUGAUUUCUUCUUUGGAUGGAUGCUUAAGCCUCUUAUAUAUGGAGACUAUCCCGAUGCGAUGAGAAAAACCGUUGGAUCAAGACUACCAGUUUUCUCAGAGGAAGAAUCAGAACAAGUUAAAGGCUCAUCUGACUUCAUAGGAAUCAUUCAGUAUCUUACAGCUUCGGUCACAAACAUCGUAACGAACUAUUCUCAAUCCGGGAUCACAGAUUUUUACUCAGACUUAGGCGUCUCUGUUAACCUUUUUUCUCUGGAGGUAAGAUAUGUUGUUUCUCCAUGGGCUAUGGAAGGCAUCCUAGAGUACAUAAAGCAGAGAUAUGACAAUCCUCCUGUCUAUAUUCUUGAGAAUGGUAAAGCAAUGAAACAAGAUUUGGAGCUGCAACAGAAGGACACAGCAAGGAUUGAGUACUUAGAUGCUUACAUUGGUGCAGUGCUCAAAGCCAUUAGGAAUGGAUCAGACACGAGAGGCUACUUCGUAUGGUCAUUUAUGGAUUUGUAUGAGUUACUAAGCGGAUAUGAGAAUAGUUACGGAUUGUACUCUGUCAAUUUCAGCGACCCUUAUCUCAAAAGAUCUCCCAAACUCUCUGCUCAUUGGUACUUUGGUUUUCUCAAGAGCAAAACCAGCUUUCUUGGUUCCCAAGGCAUCAUGCAACUGCAGAGCAACUUCUCGUCGUCGUCCUAG
This is a messenger RNA of Capsella rubella, 1527 nucleotides long. RefSeq names its product beta-glucosidase 1. The record is from RefSeq and is a predicted model, not a curated record. The transcript has 13 exons. Gene Ontology annotation, molecular function: beta-glucosidase activity. Bases 1 to 1527 code for a protein of 508 amino acids. NCBI's taxonomy places the organism in Eukaryota, Viridiplantae, Streptophyta, Magnoliopsida, Brassicales, Brassicaceae. Gene Ontology annotation, biological process: carbohydrate metabolic process.